This is a messenger RNA of Orycteropus afer afer, 1336 nucleotides long. It is a transcript of the gene FBP2, whose product is annotated as fructose-bisphosphatase 2. Gene Ontology annotation, molecular function: fructose 1,6-bisphosphate 1-phosphatase activity. The record is from RefSeq and is a predicted model, not a curated record. Lineage: Eukaryota; Metazoa; Chordata; Mammalia; Tubulidentata; Orycteropodidae. Gene Ontology annotation, cellular component: cytosol; cytoplasm. Gene Ontology annotation, biological process: fructose metabolic process; fructose 6-phosphate metabolic process; fructose 1,6-bisphosphate metabolic process.
CACGGGUUUCUCCUCAGCUUUAAUACCGCGGAGCCACAACCCUUAGAGAUAAACAAGGUUUCCUGCAGGGAUCACAGAUUUGGGAAACUACCUGCCACAAUGACGGACAGAAGCCCUUUUGAGACCGACAUGCUCACCCUGACCCGCUAUGUGAUGGAAAAGGGGCGUCAGGCCAAAGGUACGGGGGAGCUCACCCAGCUGCUCAACUCCAUGCUGACAGCCAUCAAGGCCAUCUCCUCGGCAGUGCGGAAGGCAGGCUUGGCUAACCUGUAUGGCAUUGCGGGAAGCAUUAACGUGACGGGAGAUGAGGUGAAGAAACUGGAUGUGUUAUCCAAUGCCCUGGUGAUCAAUAUGCUCCAGUCUUCCUACAGCACCUGUGUUCUGGUCUCAGAAGAGAAUAAAGAAGCUAUUAUUACAGCCAAGGACAAGAGGGGCAAAUAUGUGGUCUGCUUUGACCCGCUGGAUGGAUCUUCCAACAUUGACUGUCUGGCCUCCAUUGGAACCAUAUUUGCUAUCUACAGAAAAAUCACAGAUGACGAGCCUUCAGAAAAGGAUGCCUUGCAGCCUGGCCGCAAUAUUGUGGCUGCCGGCUAUGCACUCUAUGGGAGUGCAACCCUGGUGGCUCUUUCCACUGGGCAAGGAGUGGACCUCUUCAUGCUUGACCCAGCUCUUGGUGAAUUUGUCUUGGUGGAAAAAGAUGUCAAGAUAAAGAAGAAAGGAAAAAUUUACAGCCUCAAUGAAGGAUAUGCCAAAUAUUUUGACUCUGCCACCACUGAAUAUGUGCAGAAAAAGAAAUUUCCUGAGGAUGGCAGUGCUCCCUACGGGGCCAGGUAUGUGGGCUCCAUGGUGGCCGACGUGCACCGCACCCUGGUCUAUGGAGGGAUCUUCAUGUACCCUGCCAACCAGAAGAGUCCUAAGGGCAAGCUCCGGCUCCUGUAUGAGUGCAAUCCUGUGGCCUAUAUCAUUGAGCAGGCUGGAGGCUUGGCAACCACAGGCACCCAGCCUGUGUUGGAUGUGAAGCCUGAAGGCAUUCACCAGCGAGCACCUCUCAUCCUGGGGUCCCCAGAUGAUGUGCAGGAAUAUCUCACCUGUGUGCAGAAAAAUCAGGCAGGCAGUUAGUGAGUGUGAUCCUGCAGCCCUCCUCUCUUUGUCUUGUACCUUGUACCAAGGACCCUAAAUAAACGAUAAAUGUAAAUGAUAGUGAUGAGAACACAAAAAGCUAAUCCAUUAAUCACAUACAACAACUACAAACCUGCCAGUGACAGGUUCAGAUGCCAUAGUCAUUAAUGCUGUGGUCAAUAUCAAGGGCUAAAAAUAAAAAUCCUCAUAUGAAAAG